AUGAUACAGUUCUGCUUAACAGUGCUACUCCUACUGCUCUCGCCGGUUUUCAGUGCUGACUGGAGCGCCAGCUGUCCGGCAAGUUGCAUCUGCAAGUGGUCCAGCGGCAAAAAAUCGGUCCUGUGCAACAACCUUGGGUUCAAUACGAUUCCGUCGAACCUGUCCACCGAGCUGCAGGUACUGGUGCUGAACGAUAACAAUAUACCGUACUUGAAUCGGGAAGAGUUCACUAACCUAGGGCUGGUCAAUCUGCAGAAGAUUCAUCUGAAACAUUCACGCGUUAAAUACGUCCACAGGGAGGCGUUCAAAAAUCUGAAAAUCCUUAUCGAAGUCGAUCUUAGUGAGAAUGAGAUCGAAUCGUUAGAUAGGCAAACAUUUGCAGGGAAUAAUCGACUGAGGAUCAUUAAUUUGUAUGAGAAUCCUAUCAAACAACUCGUACCAGACCAGUUUCCGGUGCUGCCCUAUUUGAGAAAUAUUGACCUACACGGCUGUCAGCUGAGCUUGGUAGCGGAGACAGCGUUUUCGAAUCUGGAGCUGCUUGAAUUCCUGGACAUGUCACGAAAUCAACUGGAAAGUUUGCCACGGUAUGUGUUCAAUCACAUGAAAAACCUGAAAACAUUAAUCCUGGAAGAAAAUCCAUGGAACUGUGAUUGCCAUCUGCGUGACUUUCGGGGGUGGUAUUUGAACAGUUCACUGAACCGACGCAGCCUUUUCUGCCAUCAACCGUACAGCCUGAAAGGGUUAGCCUGGGAAGCUAUCGACACCGAACAGUUCGGAUGCAUGCCACAGUUGAGAAUCUUCCGGGAUGAUGUAGAUGACAUCGAAGACUUGGGAACAAAUAUUACGUACCGUUGUAUGGCUUUCGGUGAUCCGGAACCCACGGUAACAUGGGAUCUGAACGGGAAAAUUGUGGAUCAAGAUAAUAUGAUGCUCGAGCAUGAGAGAAUCGUCAAAUUUGACGGAAAUAUUACGCUUUGGAGUAAUUUGACUAUUUUGAAUAUCACGAGUAAUGACUCGGGCUACUAUACGUGCACUGCCAGUAACAAAAUUGGAUUUGUAAGCAAAAAUUUUAGUUUGAUUUUGCCAGAAAUAGUGGAACGAGUGAUUAUCAAGACACCGGAAACGUUCUGGUAUUUCGGACUGAUACUCGGUAUCUUCGGGACAAUCUUCGGGCUCCUAUCCCUCUCGGUGGUGAUUUGUUUAUGUAAGAGAAAGUUUCGUACGCGACGAAGAAAGAAAAACAUUAAGAGUAGUGUCAGUUUCAAUGAUCAAGAGAAAAAACUACUCGAUCUGAGCAUUACCACAAACGAAAGACAGGAAUUCAGUGCAAGCGAUGUGAUGACUCCCUCAACGAAAACGGAUUCCACUAUUGCGAUGGAACCGGUUCAGAUAACGAUUGAAUCGAUAGCAGCGAAACGGGAAGAAUUUCCACUAAACGUAGGAGUUUUUCCGCCACCACCAGAGUUUUGUUCUCAAAUGGUUCCCAAUCCGGCAUACGGUAACAUAUUUAUAUCGGUAUCGGUAACGCAGGACGCACUGGACAAUCCCGACCUCAACAUGUACCCAGAUCUUCUGAACAUUCCAAAUCGACACAAAGGUAAGCUGAUACCGGUGAACGUCUCGUCAUAUGCAACGCUACCUCGCAAGAAUCGUCCCGCAUUGACGGCGGUGAGUAGCAGUCAACCCCCUUCACUGACAGCGGUACCUCCUCCAAGCAUUCCUACACAACACUCAACCCCAUCUACAAGUGCGGUGGGAACUGCCGUAGAACAACUUCAACUACAGGAUAGUAUCGUCAAUUAUAACAACAUAGAAGACUCAUGCGAGAUAACCAGCUUGGGCAGUAAUGCCAGCUCAAUGUGCCAGGAAUGCAGUAAACUGUACAACACUGCUGCAAAGAUGAAUGUUCGCUUUAGUAAGGCCGAGGUGGCUAAUAAGUGCGAGAAUAGUUUACCUUGCCUAAAGUACGACAACAUGGGCCGGAGAUAUACUGCCAGUGGCAACUCGACCCUAUCAUUGCCUGAACAAGACCACCAGGUUGUGCUGGAACAGGAAAGCAUCUUUAUCAAGCAGGAUAUUGAACCCAUCAAAGAGAUUCCCACACCUCCACUACCACCAGCUACACCUACUGGGCCACCAUGCACCAACAUUGGUACAACGGCCAUCGGUACUGCUGCUGUGUUCGUGACCGGUAACGAUUUCGUCUCACUGUAG
Messenger RNA from Sabethes cyaneus, 2214 nucleotides. RefSeq lists its product as uncharacterized. The record is from RefSeq and is a predicted model, not a curated record. Lineage: Eukaryota; Metazoa; Arthropoda; Insecta; Diptera; Culicidae. The transcript is spliced from 2 exons. Bases 1 to 2214 code for a protein of 737 amino acids. Gene Ontology annotation, molecular function: protein binding.